This is a messenger RNA of Dromaius novaehollandiae (emu), 3161 nucleotides long. RefSeq names its product synaptotagmin like 4 (gene SYTL4). Gene Ontology annotation, cellular component: plasma membrane; exocytic vesicle. Gene Ontology annotation, molecular function: neurexin family protein binding; small GTPase binding; phospholipid binding. The coding region runs from base 366 to 2999 and encodes 877 amino acids. The record is from RefSeq and is a predicted model, not a curated record. Lineage: Eukaryota; Metazoa; Chordata; Aves; Casuariiformes; Dromaiidae. The transcript has 17 exons. Gene Ontology annotation, biological process: intracellular protein transport; exocytosis.
CCCGCCGCUCGCGGGAGGCCCGACGGCUCCGCCGGGCAGGCGCCGCUCAGCCGCCCCCGACGGGCUGUAGCCGCGGGCGGCGCCGCGGGGGCUUCGGUGCGGGCAGCGGGCGGGUGCGCGGCCGGUCUGCCUGCCGCCCCGCGCGGGGACCGCGGUGAGGGGCGCCGUUGCCCCCGCCGCCCCGGCGUGUGAGCGGGACGCAUCUGCGGGCUGCAGCGGGCCUCGGGCCCGGCAGCCCCGGUGCCACCGUGCCCCGGGAGUGGGCGUCGAGGCGUGGGGCCGCCUCCUGCACCGUGCUGGGGGCACGAUGGGGCUGCGCUGUGCUGCCGGGUGGAUGCAUCGUGACCCCGAAGUCCCCGGGAAACAUGGGUGCCGCAGCAGAGCUUGCUGGAGGGGGCUGCGGCCUGGAUGCGACCCACAUCCCGGGGAGGGAGCGCCUCGGACAGGGUGGCACUUUCCAGACACGACGUCUCUGUGCCGGACCCGAGAGCCUUAUCUGCAGUCGGAGGCAUUAUUUGCAGUGUGACAACAUCCUCCCUGCUGGCAGCGAGGCCCCGUCUCGCCUUCCCUCCGUAGUUAAACUUCAAGCUGCGCGUUCGCGCCUCCGGGUGCCUCCCUGCGCCGAGGUCCUGGCCGGGCUCCGGGCUGGCGUCGGAGCCUCUGGGCGCGGCAGUGCAUGGCCCUGCCGGGACGCAGGAAGGUCGCUCCCAGGCCGCGGCGGGAGCGUGGGCUUCCUGCCGCCCGUGCUGCACCGACCGGAACGAGCGGCGGCCUCCCUGCGGCGGGAGGCAGCCCGGGACCGUGCUGCAGACCAGCAGAACCAGUUCCUGCCGGGCAGACGGUGCUGCUCGCCCUGGGCGCUGGGAGCAGGGACAAGCCCAGCUGCUCCUGGUGAGGGCGAGCGAUCUGCGGGACGAGCGAUGUCGGAGGCUGUGGAUCUGUCUUUCCUGCUGGACGCAGAGAGGGAUUUGAUCCUGCAGGUCCUGCAGCGAGAUGAGGAGCUUCGUAAAGCAGAGGAGAGGCGAAUCAGGCGCCUGAAGAACGAGCUGCUGGAGAUCCGGCGCAAGGGGGCCAAGCGGAGCAGCCAGCGCUACAGCGAGCGGACGUGCGCCCGCUGCCAGCAGAGCCUGGGCCGCGUGAACCCCAAGGCCAACACCUGCCAUGGCUGCAACCACUUGGUGUGUCGCGACUGCCGCUCCUACGGCCCCAACGGCUCCUGGCGCUGCAAAGUCUGCACCAAGGAGGCAGAGCUGAAGAAGACGACGGGUGACUGGUUCUACGACCAGAGGGUCAAUCGCUUUGCCAACAGGCUGGGCAGCGACAUUGUGCGGCUGUCUCUGCGGUACAAGUCUGCAGCCAGCAAAAGGGAGACAGUGGGACAAACCCUCCUCCAGAAGGCACAGCUUAGCGAUUCCAGAAGCUCCUCUGCAGCCCAGCAGAAGAGCCCCCAGGAGCCAAGGAAGGGGCCCAGUUUGUUUCCUGAUGCCUCAGACCUUCGGGAUGGCAGAAGUGACACAGAGUCCGUGGAAAACAUGAGCCUGGACAGCUACAGACCUAGUCCUGGUGGUGCAGAGGGCGGUUGUAGGAGGAACUCUCUGGAUAAAGCUGCUCCGCUCAAAGAGGGAAAACAGGUUGCUGCACCAGCAGGGCCUGCUGCGUCCAGUCUGACCCUCCCUGCCCGCUCCAGACAUACGCUUCCCGCUGCCGAUGGACGGGAGGCUUCUACGGGUAACCGAAGUAGCAUGUUGGUGGAGGAGCGUGAAACUAUAUUCAAGAAGAAUCCUCGGAGGGUGGUGAGACCUGCGGACUACACCAAGUCAGUGAUUGACCUGCGCCCAGAAGACUUUGUGGGUGAACGCAGCUCUUUGGGAGACAGAAGCAAAUCAGUCCCUGGCCUCACCACGGAGCUGGAUGAGGAAGAGGAAGACAUUGAUAACCUGGUGGAGAUCCAUCGCCAGAGGGUGGCCCGGGGCAGCAUGCGCAGCGGCACGUCCUCAACCACGCUGGGGAGCAUGGUGAGCAUUUACAGUGAGGCCGGCGACUUCGGGAACAUCGUGGUCACAGGAGGAAUCUCCUUUUCCCUGAGCUAUGAGCAGAAGACACAGACCUUGUUCAUUCACGUGAAGGAGUGCCGCCAGCUGGCCUACGGCGACGAGGCCAAGAAGCGCUCCAACCCAUACGUGAAGACCUAUCUCUUGCCUGACAAAUCCCGACAGGGGAAACGCAAGACGACCAUCAAACGCAACACCAUAAACCCCCUGUACAACGAGCUGCUGAAGUACGAGAUUAAUAAGUCCCUUCUGCUUGCAAGGACACUGCAGUUCUCAGUCUGGCACCACGAUCGCUUUGGCCGAAACAUGUUUCUGGGGGAGGUGGAGAUCCCAAUGGACUCCUGGAACUUCAGCAGCCACCUGGAGGAAUUUCUUCCCCUGCAUGGCAAGAUUGGGACCGACACUGCUGGCCUCCACCAGUACAAAGGGGAGCUGGUUGUCUCCAUGAAGUACAUCCCGUCUCCCAAGCAUCCUGGGGCUGGGAAUGGCAGGAAGGGCAAAACGGGGGAAGGUGGUGAGCUCCAGGUCUGGAUCAAAGAAGCCAAGAACCUCACAGCUGUCAAAUCCGGGGGGACAUCAGACAGCUUUGUGAAGGGCUACCUCCUGCCACAUAAAAACAAGGCCUCCAAGAGGAAGACUCCUGUGGUGAAGAAGACCCUGAACCCUCAUUACAACCACACCUUUGUCUACAACGGCAUCAACCCAGAGGACCUGCAGCACAUCUGCCUGGAGCUGACAGUCUGGGACCGGGAGCCACUAUCCAGCAAUGACUUCCUGGGAGGCGUUCGCUUGGGCGUGGGGAAUGGCAUGAGCAAUGGGCAAGCUGUGGACUGGAUGGACUCUACAGGUGAGGAGCUGAACCUGUGGCAGAAGAUGCGCCAGUACCCUGGCUCGUGGGCAGAAGGGACACUCCAGCUCCGUUCCACCAUGGCGAACCUGAGGCCAUAGGGAUUGGCACAGGCACCAGGACUGACCCUACAGGUGACACAGGCACUCUGGAGCUGCAGUCACAGCAUGGCCAAGGCCCAAGGCCAGACCCAGACAGAGGUGCCAGACUUAUUUUAUUUUAAUUUUUUUGCAUAUUUUAAUAAACAUGACCUUCCCUCUAAA